This is a messenger RNA of Pantherophis guttatus, 6977 nucleotides long. It is a transcript of the gene SECISBP2L, whose product is annotated as SECIS binding protein 2 like. Gene Ontology annotation, cellular component: ribonucleoprotein complex; mitochondrion. Gene Ontology annotation, molecular function: selenocysteine insertion sequence binding; ribonucleoprotein complex binding; mRNA 3'-UTR binding. The record is from RefSeq and is a predicted model, not a curated record. NCBI's taxonomy places the organism in Eukaryota, Metazoa, Chordata, Lepidosauria, Squamata, Colubridae.
CCGACGCCACUGGCGUAACCCGCUCGGGGAAGAGGGGAGCCGCGUCAGUCACCGCCGCCGCCGCCACCGCCGCGCUGGGUGGGAGCGGAAGCCUGUCUGUGAGGGGGAAAGGAGCCAUGGGGGACGCGGCCUGCCGUUCCGCCGCCGGCGCUUGUUAAAAAAAGAGGAGCGCCCUUCGCCUUCGCCGCCUCAGAAGAAGAAGAAGACGCCUCAGAAGCCGACUUCUUUCUCUCCUUCCUCGCUUGCUGGAGCCAUGGACAAAGCCGUCGGCGGCCAGAAUGUGAAAUUGUCUGCUGAAGUGGAACCGUUCAUUCCUCAGAAGAAGGCCCCCGAUUCGCUGGUGAUGCCCAUGGCCCUGCCAAAUGAAGGUGGAAACAUCAAUGGGGUUGAGGCAACUCCGAUUCCCAGCUACCUGAUUACGUGCUACCCGUUUGUUCAAGAAAACCAAUCCAACAGACAACUUCCACUGUACAAUAAUGACAUCAGGUGGCAGCAGCCUAACGCAAACCCUCCCGGGCCGUAUCUGGCUUAUCCCAUUAUAUCUACUCAGCCACCAGUUUCCACCGAGUAUACCUACUAUCAACUGAUGCCAGCGCCUUGUACGCAAGUCAUGGGAUUCUAUCAUCCCUUCCCGACAGCUUACCCUGCCCCGUUUCAGCCUGCAAGUGCCAUAAACACAGUUACAGCACAAUGCACAGAUCGUCCGGCCCAACCAAGCCAGGCCUUUCCAUUAUGUAGCCCCAGGAGCAGAAGUACCAGCAGAGGAUCGAUGGUGCAAAAACAGCAGCCGUCGCAACCCCACAUAAAGAGCAAAAGGCCUCCGGUGAAAAAUGUUGCUAUCCAGAAGGAAACGAACUCUUCGGGCCCAGAGAACAAACCCAAAAUUGUCCUGUUGGUGGAUGCUUGUCAGCAAACAGACUUCCCUUCAGAGAUUGCCAGCAAGUCCCUGUCCGAGAGCGUGAGUGGUCUGCACUGGAAGCCAAGGGGCAGGCGACGGCGAACCUCCCACCCUGCCGAGUCCUCAAGCGAGCAGGGGGCCAGUGAAGCCGAUAUUGAUAGCGACAGCGGCUAUUGCAGUCCCAAGCACAGCAACCAAGCAGGGGCAACCAUACCCAGAAGUGCUGAAUCGGCCGGAACAAAUAUCAAAGAAUCAUCCGUACACCCAGUUGGUGCCACCUGGGCAAGCGUCAGUUCUCAGGCAACUCAGAAGAAGCCUUGGAUAGAGAGAAACUCUUUCUCCAGAGGUGGAAGGCAGCCUGAACAUCAGCACGAUUCAGAGCCUGGUUUUAAAUGUAGAGGUCACAGCACAUCUUCAGAAAGGAAACAGAGUUUGCAGAAGAAAAUUGAGAAACCAGUAAUCACAAACCAGUCAAACAGAGUAGAGCAGAGCCCUGAACUACUAUAUUUUGGGGAUGAAGAAGAAUUCCCAGAGCUAAAUUGCGAUAGCGGACAUUCUAAAGCUAAUAACGUGCAGCUGAAGCACACACCCAAAAUGUUGGAUGGUCUACCUGAAAAUUCUCCAAUCAACAUAGUACAGACUCCAAUUCCCAUCACCACCUCUGUUCCCAAAAGAGCCAAAAGUCAAAAGAAGAAAGCUCUCGCAGCAGCACUAGCUACCGCCCAAGAGUAUUCAGAAAUCAGCAUGGAGCAGAGAAAACUUCAGGAAGCUGUUUCAAAAGCAGCCGGAAAGAAGAGUAAAACUCCUGUGCAGUUAGACUUGGGGGACAUGCUGGCAGCGCUUGAAAAACAGCAGCAGGCGAUGAAGGCCCGUCAGAUCACAAACACCAGGCCCCUCUCGUACACAGUUGGCAGUGCGAUUCCUUUUCACACCAAAGAAUCCCCCAGCCGAAAGUCCUUCUCCAAAGGGCAGCCAUCGGUGGGUUGCAUUAACCCUUUGGAUAUCACUAGCCCAAAAGUGAAACGAGGAAAAGAGAGAGAGCUCUCCAAGUUGAAGCGUCCUACAGCCCUGAAAAAGAUUAUUUUGAAAGAGAGAGAAGAAAAGAAAGGACGGUUAACGACGGAUCAUAGCCUUUUGGGAGGUGAUGAGGAGCAAGAGGUGACUCUGGCUUCCAACCAGGCAGAAGAACUAACAUCUCAAGAAGAAACCGGUCUGAGUGUGCCGAGUGACACCUCCCUGUCUCCCGCAAGCCAGAAUUCUCCUUACUGCAUGACUCCCGUCUCCCAAGGUUCACCUGCAAGUUCAGGGAUAGGAAGCCCCAUGGCAUCGUCCACUAUAACCAAAAUUCACAGCAAACGAUUCAGAGAGUACUGUAAUCAAGUUCUCAGUAAAGAAAUCGACGAAUGUGUGACUCUCCUGUUACAAGAGCUUGUCAGCUUCCAAGAACGAAUUUAUCAGAAGGAUCCUAUAAAAGCCAAAGCAAAGAGGAGGCUUGUGAUGGGCCUGCGGGAAGUUACCAAGCACAUGAAGCUAAGCAAGAUCAAGUGUGUCAUUAUUUCUCCCAACUGUGAGAAGAUUCAGUCCAAAGGUGGACUAGAUGAAGCUUUGUAUAACGUGAUCGCCAUGGCUCGGGAACAAGAAAUCCCUUUUGUCUUUGCCCUCGGACGCAAAGCGCUUGGCCGCUGCGUAAAUAAGUUAGUUCCUGUCAGCGUGGUGGGCAUCUUCAAUUUUUCAGGCGCUGAGAACCUCUUUAAUAAACUGGUCUCUCUGACGGAAGAGGCCAGGAAAGCCUACCGAGAUAUGGUUUCAGCCAUGGAGCAAGAACAGGAGGAGGCCUUAAAGAAUAUUAAGAAGGUGCCUCACCACAUGGGCCAUUCCCGGAACCCUUCGGCAGCCAGCGCCAUUUCAUUCUGCAGCGUGAUUUCAGAGCCCAUUUCGGAGGUGAACGAGAAGGAGUAUGAAACAAAUUGGAGGAACAUGGUGGAAACCUCAGAUGGCUUGGAAGCCUCGGAAAACGAAAGAGAAGCGGUGUGCAAGGUUACUACUUCAGAAAAACCUGGCAACCCUAAUGUCACUGCUGGUAAACCCUUAUCUCUGGCUGCCGUUGGCCUCAUCACCGUGGCGUCCCAGGGGAAACCACUAAGUGGGAAGGAGGAAGCGAAGCCAGAUGACAACCUGGAAUGGGCCUCCCAGCAAAGUACAGACACCGGAUCUUUAGAUGGCAGCUGCCGGGACAUUUUGAAUUCUUCCAUGACCAGUACAACAAGUACUCUUGUGCCAGGAAUGCUUGAAGAAGAUGAGGAGGAGGAAGAGGAGGAGGAAGAGGAGGACUACGCCCACGAACCCAUCUCCGAGGAAGUUCAGCUCAACAGCAGAAUUGAAUCGUGGGUCUCGGAGACUCAGCGGACGAUGGAAACCCUUCAGCUCGGGAAGACCCUCAGUGGGGCAGAAGAUGAGAACGUGGAGCAGAGCGAGGAGGAAGAAGUGGAAGCGCCUGAACAAGCCGAGGUGGUUCUUGACAGCGAGGAAUGGACAUCAGACAAGGCUGUGAAUAAAGCCCAACAGAAAUCCAAUCCCUGCACUCCCCUCGAUUCAAAACACACAGACUCAAAUUAUAUGCCGUGAACUUUAAGCCCAGACUCAGGAAACUUUACUAUUUUAAAAAAAAGAGAGAAACUAAUUGUUGUAAGGAUUGCAGCCAUUGCUUCGUGUGCUUCAUCUCGGCAUUUUGCACUGUGUAACAUUUAAUACCCGUAUUUAAUUCACCCUUUUUUUUUUUUUUUUUUUUGUAGCGGUCUUUAUCACUUCUCCGUUGAGACCUAGAGUUUGCAUGUGUGAUUAAUAUUUAUACCUUUUCUUAGAACAGGCUAUGUGUGUUAAGCUGUCAUUGGGCAUCUUUUUUUUCCCUAUGAGGAAACUAUUUGCACCUGACCAUUUUUAAGGCAAAACUUCUCAAACUGAAAAAAAAACAAGAAAAAAAAACUUACCUAUUUUUAAAGGGUUGACAGUAUUGACCAAUAUUGGCUUGCCGCGAACUUCUUUGGGAGGUAUUUGCCCACUGAGUACCUAACAUUAAGCCAGAAUGAUUCUUUUUGUUUUUGCUCAGACUGUUAAAGUGACUGUAAGCAGAAUGAAAAUGUGUUCUGAAAAAAAGGGCUAGAAGGAUGUAUAUGAAUUAACUAGUGCACCUUCUUAGUAUUUUAUAAUAUUUGUUUAAUAACACUCCUGAAGGACUCGUUGCAGUUGGCUAAAUCCAUUUUGGCUAGGUACUUUGGUGAAACAUCUCUUAGCAGGUACUUUGGUAAUGAUGUAUCUGUAUCUAUUUUCGAAACUGACAUUGCCCACAUAAUCACUUUGCCCGCAAGCUGACUGCCAAAACGGACCCAUUGACCAACACAAGCUUUCCUUGCUUGGUUUUCUUAAUUUCCAUUCUGUUUCAGUUACGCCAUGUUCUGCUUCUUAAUGCUUUCACUGAUCUCAGGAAUGUUACUAUGAGUUCAUACAUGCCGUGUAAAUAGAAGAAAAAGUUAGAAUCGGUUAUUGACCAUUUAACAUAAAAUAAAAUAUGAAGCUUGGGGGGGGGGGGGGUUCGUUGAGAAAAGGGAAGGGAAAAAUUGUUGUUCGGAUCAACUUAACUUUUUUUCCUUGGGAUUGGUCUUGAUGGGAAGGUAGACAGCUCUCUGGUCUUCCAACAGCUUGUCAAUUUUCAUAAACGUGAGAGGCUUUACCACAAAAUACCCUUCAUUUUGUGGAAUUUCAGAGCGGGUGAGACAAAAAAGGGUUGUUUUUAAUGGCUUGCUUAAGUUUUGCACGCCUGUUCUGAGUUUUCUAGCGCUCAUUUCACCCAACCCAAGUUGCGUGAGGGCGGGGGGUUGGGGGUUGGGAGGAAGGCGGGGUGGGACAGUGAUGGUUUGAGGUGGUGCAGGAAGACAAGCUCUUAUGAAAAAUAUGGACAUCCCCAGCAUUGUAAAAUAUUUCAUAGGUCGGUUGCUCUCUCUUAAUCGUUUGGGACCAAUAGCGAUCACAUUCGAAGCUAGUACCUUUAUUUCUAAUAAGCAAAACCAGAGGAAAUGUUUCGCAAUUGUAUGUGUGUGUGUGGGUGGGCGCCUAGUGCUAAGAAGCGUUGCAGAAAAGACAGUUUGAAUAAUUAGCUCUUGUACGUGGAAUUAGUAUAUGAUGAAUAGGAAAAGGACAGGUAGCGACUUGUACCCUUUGCCAAUUGUCCACGAGUGGAAACUUCUUCCUUUCGAAGUGCUGAGCAACCAAAAUGACUCCUUCAGUAGUUGUUGUCUUAAACCUCUCUCUGGCUUGUCCCUUGCCAGUUUGCAUAAAGCCCAGUAGACAACCACCUACGCCCACAGCCACACCUUCUUCCCAUUGUUAUCUUUUUCAAAGCAUUCUGGUGUCUCUCCGUUGGGACGUCACCUGUGAAUGUGCUGGUCUUCAAACUUCAGCAGGUCUCUUUUAGGACAAAGAGCGUACCAUUGGCUGAAAAUCCGUACUUUAUAAAGUGUUCAUUUUGGGGUGGGGGGGUGUCCAGAGAACCGAGUCGAGAAUAGAAUGUGUCUAUGAAGUGUAUUAGAUUGUACUCCGUGUUUAACGUGCUUCCUUGUCUUCCGUCUUUCUUGCGAUGCCGUGAGAUAUUAACAUUUCUGUUCAUCCUUUCGAUAACUCAUCCAUAGUCCUUGAUGUUCCUUCUCCAUAACUUUUAACUUCCACACAGGCAGAAACGGAUCUUUCUUACAAACGGGGGUGGGGGGUGGGAUGACGGGCCUGUUUCUGCAGUUUUAUUGGGGCCGAGCUCAGCAAUGUUUCCUCUUCCUUAAAAUCAGUUUUAAUUAAUUUCACUAACUGCAAAAGAGAAAAGGGGGGGGGUUAUUACACAUCUGAUGGGUUAGAGCAGAAAUCUUCAAACUUGGCAGCUUUAAGACUUGUGGACUUCAACUCCCAGAAUUCUCCAGUCAGCUAUGCUGGCUGGAGAAUUCUGGGAGUUGAAAUCCACAAGUCUUAAAGCUGCCAAGUUUGGAGACCUCUGGGUUAGAGGAAAUAGUCCUAAGCACUUCCAGUAUUUGCAUAAAAAAGAGCUGCCACGAGGCAACGAAAAAACACCAGGUGGGGCUGAUGCACUGAAAUCCUUGGAGGGCCAAAAUAAUAAAGAAAGUGGGGUUUGUAGGUUAAUUGUAACAUGUAUGCCUUUAUCUUAACAAAACCGAUUACAGUACUUGUAUUCUUCCCCUGUUAUACGCCCUGUUCCCCAGCUUACGUUGUAAAUGGCAUGUUUUUACAAACUUUUUUGAGAUUUGAUCAGUGAUUGGUGUAGUGUUUGAUCGGCUGUUUGGGUUUUAAAAAAAAAAAUUGGAAAAGAUCCUUUGGAACGAUGCACUCGUAUGUAUUCUGAACACAUCACUAGGAGAUAACCUUAGAUUCUUCUUCGGGUGGGCCUAUGCAGUGUAGCUAAAUCCCAUUGUCACCUGGAUGCUCUUAAAUUUUAAUGGCACGGGGGAGGGGGGAAUGGGGGGGACAAAAAAAGUCUUGUUUGAAAAGCUGCUGUCUAUUGAUAUUGUCAUAAUGUAUGUGUGUGUUUGUGUGCGCGCGCGUGUGAGAAAUUGUGCCAAUUAAUCAAGAUGCUCAGUCAAUUUACCAGAUUUUAAUCACUAACGGAACACUUUUAAAAAAAAAAAAAAGCCAUGAAUGGAAACUGUACAGCUUGGUGCCCAGUUCAGUCCUACACAAACAAUAAAUCUUCAAACCAUAGUUUGAAAAAGAAAAAAAAAAUCAAUAUAAGGGGCACGGCCUAAUUCAUGUUUAUAUGUGGUUAAUGUAUUUUUAAAGACUGUACUUAGGUAAUGCCUCUUAAUCUUUGAUACCUGUACACUAAAUGUCAGUAACAUCUAAAGUUUAAAUUAGAAGGAAAAAAAAAUCGUAACGAAAUUACUUCACAAACAUGUUCUGUCUGUGUUCUCCUUUUUAUGAAGGAUAAUUCUGUCUACCAUACUUUUUUGGAAUAAUAACAGCUUUUGCACUAUGUAAAUACUAGUGGGGGAUCUUCCACAAUGAAUAAAGAUGAUUAUAAGAAAGA